AAUUCGUUUCUUAGGUUAAAGCCCCUCGUAUAGAUCGGUGCGGUUACUGGUCCAUGGAACGCAGCGCAGAGCAAGCUUCGAAACUCUAAUCCGAGGCGUACCCAACUUCCUGAAGUUGAAAACCCACUAAUUAGUGAGUAAAGAUUAACGCUUGCUCAACUCAAAUACCUUCUGAUAAUUGUUCUUUUUGGCUGAGUAACUGAGUUGAAGACUUCUAAGAUGUUGGCCUGUGAUUCUGCAAAAGGGUUGUCAUUUAAUAAAACAAUUAGUAAUGGCGAUCUGGUUAUUGUUUAUGAAAGACAUGACAACAUGAAGGCUGUAACAGUGUCUGAGGGUUCAGUCCUGCAGAAUCGUUUUGGCGUUUUUAAACAUUCAGAUUGGAUAGGAAAGCCUUUUGGGUCUAAAGUAUUCAGCAGUAAGGGGGGGUUUGUGUACUUGUUAGCUCCCACGCCAGAAUUAUGGACUCUAGUGUUAAGCCACAGGACUCAGAUUCUCUAUAUUGCAGAUAUUAGCUUUGUUAUCAUGUACUUGGAAAUUGUUCCUGGGUGUUUGGUCCUUGAAUCUGGAACUGGAAGUGGAUCUUUGACUACUUCACUUGCAAGGGCAGUUGCUCCUACAGGACACGUCUGUACUUUUGAUUUCCAUGAACAAAGGGCUGCAUCAGCUAGGGAUGAUUUUGAGAGGACAGGUUUAAGCAACUUAGUCAGUGUGGGAGUUAGGGACAUUCAGGGUGAAGGAUUUCCGGAUGAAUUUAUGGGCAAGGCUGACUCAGUAUUUUUGGAUCUACCUCAACCUUGGCUCGCAAUUCCUUCAGCUUCAAAAAUGCUAAAACAAGAUGGCACAUUAUGCUCUUUCUCUCCUUGCAUUGAACAAGUUCAACGAUCAUGUGAAACAUUUCAAACCUGCUACACAGAUAUAAGGACAUUUGAGAUACUCUUGCGCACAUAUGAAGUUCAGGAAGGGAAAAUGGAAAGAUUACAAGGCGACGGCAAUGGUUGUAAUGCUUCUCUUUCUAGCAAGAGGAAGCAAUGUUCGGAUGGAAGCUAUGUGCUUAGCAGCCCUAUUUCUUCUGUCAUGGCUAGACCUUGUAGUGAAGCUCGAGGUCACACAGGCUAUUUAACAUUUGCAAGACUUAAAUGCGCCUCAUGAAGAGGGCUAUCAUGUCCAUUUUUUGUAGUAGAGAAAUGCCUUUACGUUUUUGUUUCAUGUGUGGUGCGAGAAAUUGCUUUUAUUCGUUAUAAUCAAAGGUUU
Molecule: messenger RNA, 1251 nt
Organism: Abrus precatorius (Indian licorice)
Lineage: Eukaryota; Viridiplantae; Streptophyta; Magnoliopsida; Fabales; Fabaceae
Product: tRNA (adenine(58)-N(1))-methyltransferase catalytic subunit TRMT61A-like
Exons: 4
Coding region: 220-1149 (309 amino acids)
Biological process (GO): tRNA methylation
Cellular component (GO): nucleus; tRNA (m1A) methyltransferase complex
Source: RefSeq, a predicted model, not a curated record